AUGUGUUGUCUCCUUCGUCGUUUGCUGUUUUUACUACUACUACCCAUUUGGGUUCUUUGCUUCUCCUUCUUCUCAGUUUCUGGUGACGAAUCUUCCGUUGUUUUCGUUUCUACUUCCCACGAAAUCCCAAUUUCUCAAGCUUCUCCACGAAUGGGAGCUCAAUCCCCAGGACCUCCCAUUGUUAAAGUGGUGCUUCGUGAGGACUUGAACAAGAAGAUUCUAAUUGCUCUUAUAGUCUCAUCAACACUCCUCUGUUUCACAGUCAUGUUCCUUGUGUAUCUCUUGCUAUGGAGGUACAGAAAUCUGAAGAACAGCUUCAACGGGAUCAAGCGAAAAUCCGAUUCUGUGAAGAGUGUAUCCACUAAGCCCAUUGUACACAAGAUUGAUUCUGUGAGGAAAGGAACUAUCCCUGUGUAUGAAUAUCAGUUGCUGGAAUCUGGAACAAACAAGUUUAGUGAGAGUAAUUUGUUGAGCCGAGGUGGUCGUGGAUGUCUUUACAGAGCUUGUCUCGAUGAGAAAUCCUCAGUCACUGUAAAGAAACUUGAUGGUGGUGGGGAGACAGACAUUGAAAAACAGUUUGAGAAUGAGGUAGAUUGGUUGGGUAAGAUCAGGCAUCAGAACAUAAUUUCUCUAUUGGGGUUUUGCGUAUAUCGCCAAACGAGAUGUAUUGUGUACGAGAUGAUGCAGAAUGGAUCUUUGGAGAGUCAGUUGCAUGGGCCUCGUCAAGGUUCAGGUUUAACCUGGCAGCUUAGGAUGAAAAUCGCGGUUGAUAUAGCACGAGGAUUAGAGUAUCUUCACGAGCAUUGCCACCCUCCGGUAGUUCACAGAGAUUUGAAAUCGUCUAACAUCCUUCUAGACUCCGAUUUCAACGCAAAGAUAUCAGAUUUUGGAUUUGCCACGGUGUUGAUGACUCAGAACAAAAAUCUAGGAAAUAGAGCUCCCGAGUAUCUUCUUGAUGGGAAAGUUACAGACAAGAAUGAUGUUUACUCUUUCGGGGUGAUUCUUCUCGAGCUUCUCCUUGGGAAAAAAUCAGUCGAGAAACCAUCAUCUGAACCAGAAUCCAUCGUCACUUGGGCUGUACCUAAGCUCAGUGACAGAGCUAAUCUUCCUAACAUAUUGGAUCCUGCAAUCAAAGGAACAAUGGAUUUAAAGCAUCUUUAUCAGGUUGCUGCGGUUGCAGUCUUGUGUGUCCAGCCUGAGCCAAGUUACAGACCACUUAUAACCGAUGUCUUGCACUCACUCAUCCCUCUUUUACCAGUAGACCUCGGCGGAUCAUUGAGAAUUUUGUAA
This is a messenger RNA of Arabis nemorensis, 1290 nucleotides long. Lineage: Eukaryota; Viridiplantae; Streptophyta; Magnoliopsida; Brassicales; Brassicaceae. The record is from the annotation of a GenBank genome assembly.